Messenger RNA from Aspergillus mulundensis, 2715 nucleotides. RefSeq lists its product as uncharacterized. The record is from RefSeq and is a predicted model, not a curated record. The transcript is spliced from 2 exons. NCBI's taxonomy places the organism in Eukaryota, Fungi, Ascomycota, Eurotiomycetes, Eurotiales, Aspergillaceae. Bases 1 to 2715 code for a protein of 904 amino acids.
AUGCUGUCCGCUCCUGUUAAAUCCGCCAAACGAAUUUCGUCCUUGUUUUCUUUGGGUUCACAUAAGGAUACUCCCAGUCCUUCUUCACCGCGCUCGCCGAGUCUUCCUCCCGAUCAAGCUGCGCAGGAUACGCGACCCCGAAGUAGUUCCAGACCAGCUCCUCGUCAAUCCUCCGCCCCCGCCGUUCCCAACUUCUCACAUCCCGGAAAUGGCGCUUCCGGCAGCCCAAUGAAGGAUAACUUUGAGGAUUUGGACGCUCCGCUCCCGCCCCCUCCGUCACUCUACGCGGUCAACUCGGACCUGGCCGACAGCGCAAAUAACUCGCCCGACGGUGGACCACAAAGCAGAGGCCGACGUUUGAGUCAUAGUAGACCGUCUAGCUCCGGUGGCUUAGCUGUCCCCGGCGGCCCUGAUUCACGGCCUGGAACACCCUCCAAGAGACGCAGUUGGAUGCCCGGGCGGGCGCGCGCGAGCUCCAUCGAUGUGAGGUCCAGUCCGCAGCUACCGAGCGCUUGGAUUGCGGGACUAGAACAUAAGAUACUGUACGAUAUGGGCCCCUUGGGCAGGGGAGAACAGAUAUCCGAACUAUGGAACGAGACUGGCGACACAUACGUAUACUUGUUCCCUCAAAACACCGGCCGACCUCCAUCGUUCAAGAUUCAUUCCACUGUUUUUGCCGACUCAGCCUCGCUAAACUUCCUCGCUCGUGGCUCCGACCCGAGAGCUACCGGCAACCUUGAGCGACAGGCACGAAGUUUGUCCCUGAACCCUAAUAGCACACCUACCUCGCCCCUUACCCCUCACAAUUGGAAUGAUAACGAUAACGAAAGCGCCGGUAGUAGGCGCAUGUCGUUCGAGGAUGAUGCGCAGGAAGAGACUCAAGAACUUCAUCUCUACCUGCCGAUCCCGCUGAACAGUGACGUGUCCAGCGAGGGCGCAGAAAUCUCUCAAGAAGACUUGGAGACGCUUCUUCUCUUCCGAAACCUCUUUGCCUUCCUCCUGGGCCAGUCCUUGAUUGCGACACCCCGAUCUUCAUCCUUGUUCACAAUCUUUAUGGACAUCGCCACGCUACUGGCUCGCUUCGAGUUCACCAAUCUGGAUGGCUCGAACUUUGGCGAAAUUGCGACGUCCAGCUUCAGCAACUAUUGUGAUGAACUUUGCCUGGCUGAUGUCCGAAAGAGCCGAGAAAAGACGAUCGAAGCUAUCAUUUUGGGAGAAAGGCUCCGUUUCUACCCGCUCUACCUGGAAGGUUUUGUGCAUGGUGUCGGCAAACUGGACGAGCUGAAGCAGCUUAGGAGCCCUAAAUUUGGGUUGAUCAGUGCUAUAACCCAGAAACGACUCGAGCGUGGUUUCAUUGACCUCGACGGUCGUCUCAAGGUCUUGCAGAGCAAGCUCAACGACUUCGAAUUCCCUUCGAUUUUCUCCGGUUCCGCAAACUCCCAAACAUCCGCCGAGAGCAAGGUCGUGCGAUACAAAGCUUGGAAGGCAUCGUUCCUUGAGUUCCGACGCUUCAUGCUUCAGUACUACCGUCAGAGGUAUGGCUCGUGGCCACCUAAGCCAUCGCGGAAGAACCAAUUUGAGGAGACUGGCUUGAACCGUCAAGUAACGAAGGAGAUGUACGAGGAUAUGUGUAACCUGUAUGAUAUGCUUGUCGAUCGGACGGCUCUCACCGAUCGAACAUUGGAUGUUACACCAGAGGUCGACGAGUCUGCCGGUCCAGCAGAGCUACAAAACCGCGCAAUGCGGAUAGUUCUCAGUGAAUAUGAUCGGAGUACGCCACCAGUCCAGCCGCCUAUUCCGUUUGAUAUCCCACAAUACCCGUCCCUACAGCCGCUCCUACGAAAACCCCUGGACGCCAAGAAGGAAGCGAAGCAGAUGACGAAGAAGUUGAAGGACUCGGACGUCAAUGCAGUACUAAUGGGUUCCUAUACUCGUGAGAGUCUAAAGCCGACGCCAUUUGUCGAAGCGUUCAUGCAGUUCGAGCGGCGGUCUGGGCAUGGAAAGUGCGUCAACGACUUGAUCGACCUCCGGUGUGGUCAGUGGAUCCUCAUUUACUGUAUCAUCCAGGCAUUGCCGCUGGUCGUGGUGGAUGUCCAGGAUGUUCGCUUCACUGAUGACACGGAGUAUUUCCUUUGCAUUGCUCCUCGUGGCGGCGCGCCUUGGGUGAACAGUGACGGCAAAGUCGCACGCAGUUGGUUUGGUGUUGCUGGCGGCAAUGGUCUUGUCAGCCUACCGUCUGAUGUGGUCAUUAACGGCGUGGAAGGUGUCUACCGCCGCAGUCAUUGUUGGCAAGUGGCCGAGCAAUGGGCUGAGAAGGAUGCUAUUCUGGGCCCUCCCACGGUUGACGACCCGUACGAGAACGAGUCAUCGAUCUCCUCACCAUAUCCCGCACACCAGUCCUCUACGGGGUCAUCAUCAGAAAUGCACCCGCACCUACAGCAGCCCAUGCCAGGGCAGCAAACACCCCCAACGCCGCUGUUGACUCCCGGCGGCGGUCUUGCGCCGCCACCUGCUAUUCCCCGGAUGAACUCGCCAGCUCUACGGGCAAGGGCGGAGCACCGGCACUCGAUCAACCCCGGGCUGGAGGCGCUGCCAUUACCAGCAGGUGUUGCGCCGAUUGACCCUCCUGCCCGACCAGUCAGCAAGUUCAACCCCAAUAUGAGCUUCGACGACAUCUUGAAGCAGGUCCCAAAUCAACAAAAGGGCAAGAAAUGA